Chenopodium quinoa (quinoa) is the source of this 1602-nucleotide messenger RNA. RefSeq names its product protein FAR1-RELATED SEQUENCE 5-like. NCBI's taxonomy places the organism in Eukaryota, Viridiplantae, Streptophyta, Magnoliopsida, Caryophyllales, Amaranthaceae. The transcript has 4 exons. The coding region runs from base 1 to 1602 and encodes 533 amino acids. Gene Ontology annotation, biological process: regulation of DNA-templated transcription. The record is from RefSeq and is a predicted model, not a curated record.
AUGAAUGAACCAGUUGAGUGUUCCUCUGCUGUGACUUCUAGAGAUGUUAAUGUAGUUGAUCAGUCUUCCUCUGCUGUGACUUCUACAUAUGGUAAUGUUGUUGAACAUUCAUCUUCUAUUGUUACUCCUGCAGAUGUUAGUGUAAGCAUUUUGAAAACACCUUCUCAGCAUGUGGUUCCUAGGAUAUUGCAUAAUUCUAAAGGUGAAAAAGAGUACAUUCCUGGUUGUUCUUUGCAAAAAAAACCUGUUUUGGGAAUGAAAUUUGAUAGUCUCCAAGAUGGAAUUGAUUUUUAUUCCAACAAAGAAUGGUUUGUGUCAACUAAUAAGAGUAGAGUUGAGAAAAAUGUUGAUAGUGCAGUUUUGAAGAAGAAGUUAGUGAAGAGAGUUGGAUGUGGUGCAAGAAUUAAGUUUAGAUAUUGUAGUGGGGGGAAAUAUAUGAUCCAUCAUUUUUAUGAAUCUCACUGUCAUCCUUUUGCGACUCCUAUUACCAGACAAGUUAAUAAAUGUGAAGUUGGCAUUACUUAUGUUCACAAAAAAAUCAUAUUUGAUAAUGCUAAGUUGAAUAUUGGUGCUUUGAUGUCGUAUAGAUUUAUGAAAGAAAUGUGUGGUGGGUAUAAACAUGUUAAAUGUAGUAAAAAUGACUUCAAAAACUUUUAUCGUGACUUGAAAGUGUAUAUAUUGGAUGCUGAUGGUGCCAUGCAUCUAACACGAGCAUUUUGGGCAGAUCUUAUACGUAGGAAGGAUUAUAUUUUCAGUUGUUUGGUGACUAUUUCUUUUGAUACGACUAAUGACACAGACAAGUAUUCUUUGGUGUUCUUUCCUUUCACUGGUGUAGAUCACCAUAAAAGAUCUAUUAUUUUUUGUGCUGCUUUUCUUUCCAAAGAAGAUAUAGAAUCUUUUGUUUGGCUAUUUCAGACAUUAUUAAGGUGUAUGGGAAAGAAACCUUCCUGCAUUAUUACAGAUCAAGACCCUGCCAUGGGUAUUGCCAUUGAGAAGUUGUGCCAAGGAACUGAUUUCUUGAAGAAACUAAGUGCAGUAUUCUGGGAUAGGGAGAUAGAACCUUAUGAGUUUGUUCAGGGUUGGAAUCUUGUUUUACAAGAAUUUGGGUUGCAAAAUCAUGAGUGGUUUGUUCAUAUGUUCAAUAUUAAGCACCUUUGGAUCCCUGCCUAUUUCAGAGAGUUAUUUAUGGGUGGGUUAAGAUCUACUUCUAGAUCUGAGGGUGAGAAUAACUUCUUUUGUAACUUUAUCAACCCUCAUGUUACUUGUGUCAAGUUUAUUCUUCGCUAUGAAACUGCAUUGGAUGCUCAUAGGCGUGAACAGGAUGAGCUUACUAGACUAAACAAGUCCAUGCCUCAAUUGGUCACUCAGUUACAAUUGGAAAAACAUGCAUCUCUUGUUUACACUCGUGCUAUUUUUUAUGAGUUUCAACAGGAAUGUGAGGCUGCCUGUUAUUCAUGUGGGGUAGAGAGUUGUAACUUUCUUUAUGGUGAUGGUGUUGAGUUUUCUAUUAUUGUGGAUAACGGACGGAGGAAAAAUUUUGAUGUUACUUUUGAUUUAUCCACACAUGAGUGCACUUGUACCUGCAAGAUGUACGAGAGUUAG